UGAUGGAGCCAAGUGCAUUAAUACAAAUAAUACACUUAAACCGCCGAGGAUACUGAUAACAGGUGAAUAGCUACGUGUGUAAUGUAAGAGCGAAGUCGAUGUUGGCAGCUUUACGAGCUGUCAAUUCCACAUGUCAAAAAAGAUGCCAAUUCACAUUGUGCAUAAUUAGAGGCUAUCUAUACCGCUAAAAGUUUUUCACACAUUAUUAUGUCAAAAAUAACGUAUCGUUGGAAAGGAAAAAUAGUAUCUAAAAAAACUUAUGAAAAAAGAAUCGCUCAACGAAAAAGUGGCGAGAAGAAAAGAAAAAUCUCAAAAGAGAAUGAAGAAAAAGUAGUGGAUGAAAUUGAGGACGUUAUUGAAGAACAAUCUGAUUUUAAAAACGGACGACGUAUUGUUGAUUUAAAAAUUCUUGGUCAACAAUUAUGGUGUAUAUCCUACAAAGAAGCUUUAUCUUUGGAAUACAUCGAAAAUGAGAUACGCCGUGGAUUGGGUUCACAACUCAUAGUGCGAUGGGGUCUCGGACAAUUAGGGACGGAAUGCGCGAAGUUGCUUCGUCGGAAUUACGGUAACGAGAGUGUCAUAUUAUCGGACAUUAUCAAGCCUACGGAGGAGAGUCUGGAGAACGGACCCUUUAUUUUCGCGGAUAUCCUCGACUUCAAGGGUCUGCAAAAAAUCGUUGUCGACUACAGGAUCGACUGGCUCAUUCACUUCAGCGCUCUUCUUAGCGCUGUUGGCGAGCAAAAUGUUCCUCUAGCUGUCAGAGUCAAUAUCGAAGGGAUGCACAAUGUCAUCGAAUUGGCGAAGCAGUACAAGCUGAGAAUCUUCAUUCCGUCGACGAUCGGCGCGUUCGGUCCAGAUUCGCCGAGGAAUCCGACUCCGAAUGUCACGGUGCAACGACCACGCACCAUCUACGGGGUCAGCAAGGUCCACGCCGAACUUUUGGGAGAAUAUUAUCAUCAUAGGUUCGGCCUCGACUUCCGGUGCCUUCGAUUCCCCGGCGUGAUCAGCUGCGAUCCACCCGGAGGUGGAACCACAGAUUAUGCUGUAGCGGUAUUUCACGAAGGACUGCUGAACAAGAGAUACGAGUGUUAUUUAGAGCCUCAUACUAGGCUGCCGAUGAUAUACAUCGAAGAUUGUCUGUCGGCGCUCUUUCAGUUCUUGAACACACCCAACGAAUUACUUCGUAGACGAGUUUAUAACGUCACAGCCAUGAGCUUCACCCCCGAGGAGCUGUUCAACGAGCUCUUCAAGUACAUACCAGAUUUAAAGAUUACUUAUAAGCCAGAUAAAAGACAAUGUAUCGCCGAAAAUUGGCCCCAAGUUUUCGACGACAGCGAGGCGCGAAGGGAUUGGGGCUGGCGACACAAGUACGAUCUACAGAGGCUGGUGAAGUUGAUGGUGCAAGACGUCAGCACCAAUUUUCUACCGAAACACCGAUUGAAAGAAGUCAAUAGCUACGUAUAAUUGUAUAAGAUACGUAUAUGUAGCUAUUGACUUCUUUCGAUUUAUGUACACGAGCUUUGCAAAAUUUCAUAUCACGAACCCGACUACGGAAAUUCUGCUCGAAAGAAGUCAAUAGUUAAUGUUUAUGAAUUGUACGAGAGUCAAAACACGCACGCACAUUUGAUAUAUCUCUUAGUAUAUAAAUUAUAAGCACAGUAUUUAUUACAAGAUUAACAUAGUUGAACAAUUAUUGAUACAAAUAUUGAUAAAUAGGAUAAAAAUAUAUUUGGAAAAAUUCUGCAGAGUGGAUCUGAAGAAUAUGCAUAAAUAAAUUUAUACAGAAUAGUUAUUUGUUAACUUUUUUGAUCCAAAUCUACAUCCAUAAAAUCUGUAAAAUCAUCGUUUAGCAUUUCCGCGAUAUUUACCGGAGUCAUUUUAGUCUUCUUUGAAGGCGUGUAAUAAUUUUUCUGGAUUUUUCUCAAAGGUGUAUCGAUUGUAUCUGCGGUUCUCGAAGGUGUACCGAAUUUAUCGGUUCUCUUUGGCGUGCCAGUGAAAUCCGAAUUUCUAGAAGGCGUAGAAAAUCUAUCACUUUUUCUCGAAGAUAGACCUCCGGGAGUUCCAAUUGUAUUUUGGGAGAACUUAUCUUUGUUGUCGAAAUCUGCAAAUAAAAUGUUAUAAGAACAUUUUUAUUAUA
Molecule: messenger RNA, 2137 nt
Organism: Nylanderia fulva
Lineage: Eukaryota; Metazoa; Arthropoda; Insecta; Hymenoptera; Formicidae
Gene: Tdh
Product: L-threonine dehydrogenase
Biological process (GO): L-threonine catabolic process
Molecular function (GO): L-threonine 3-dehydrogenase activity
Source: RefSeq, a predicted model, not a curated record